AUGGCACCAGUCAAAAAGAAACCAGAAGCCACGAAUAAUCGUACUCAUAAUCCCACCUCAUUUUUUUGGUCCACCAGAGGAGGAAGGAAUUUGCUGGUUUUGUGGAGGGAAUGGAAUGGGAAGGGAAGGGAAAUACAGGGUGAUUUUCUGUUUGAGGAUGAAGAGGAUACUCAAUCUAUCGCUCUCCAAGUAAAAACCGUCUUUACUCAACUUGAAGCUUUCCGUUUUGUUACUAUAGCUGCUUAUAUUCUGAGAAGAGUGCAUGCUGCAGUUGAAGCUGAUGGUGAUGAUGAUGAUGAUGGUGAUGAUGGAGAAGAUCGAGAUCAAUUCUCAAGUGCGGAAGAUUUAAGGGAGUUGAGAGUGGGUAUGGGAUUUUAUUUAGGUAAGAUUAUAAUUUCCAGGCUGAGUUUAGAUGCUACUCGAGAAUAG
Messenger RNA from Sclerotinia sclerotiorum 1980 UF-70, 429 nucleotides. RefSeq lists its product with no specific name. Lineage: Eukaryota; Fungi; Ascomycota; Leotiomycetes; Helotiales; Sclerotiniaceae. The coding region runs from base 1 to 429 and encodes 142 amino acids. The record is from RefSeq and is a predicted model, not a curated record. The transcript is spliced from 4 exons.